Anthostomella pinea is the source of this 963-nucleotide messenger RNA. The record is from the annotation of a GenBank genome assembly. NCBI's taxonomy places the organism in Eukaryota, Fungi, Ascomycota, Sordariomycetes, Xylariales, Xylariaceae.
AUGGCGGGCCCCAAUUUCACCUUUAAGGAGGAGCGCGACCUACUGCUAUCUCUGAUCACAGUCAACAAUGUUGAUAUCAGGGCGCUGCGUUUGGAAAAGAUCAGCGAGUGUCUCCAAAGGCAUGGACAUCCUGCUCGCUCUGUAGCUGAGUACGAGACCUAUCUUGACCAGGAACUUGGCCCAAGCGAUGGACGACGGACUGUCAAAUCCAACAAAGGCACCAACGCCACAUCAACUCCUCAGAAAGCCGUUCCGACUGGUCAGAAAGCCGUUGCGACUGCUCAAAAAGCUGUUGCGGCUCCUCAGAAAGCCAGCUUAACUCGUCGUAGAGCCAUUACGACUCCUCAGAAGACUGUGAAGUUCGAGGUAGAUAAAGACAAGACGGCCUCCACGACGCAGCCUACCAACCCUUCCACCAGCCCUUCGUCCACCUUGCCAACCACCCCUCGAAACCAUCAGCGGCCGGCUUCCAAGAGCCUUUCCCUUCCACAGAGGAAGAACACUUUUCGUACACCUAUGAAGGAGGCAGGAGCGACUGCAACGCCGUCUGCCCUUACCACGGGACGCCAAAGAGGAUGGCAAAUGUCUCCCAACGAUGACACACCCACACGGCCUCCUGCCAAGAAGUACAAGGUUCUCCCUUUCCUGGUCAAAAAUAAGUCGGGUCAGUGGGUUAACCCACGAGAGAUUCUACCUGACAAGAUCUUACACGGCGGUGGUGUCUGUCCCGAGCCCUCGUUUGAGAACACGCCCACCCGUUCCACUCCGCAGACCCAGGCAUCUGUCUCAGCAGCCACGAGAUCACCGUCUCCGCCGUCAAGGGACGACUGGGUCUUCACCAGCUAUGACGAUUGCUACACCUAUCCGCAGUCACCGGAGUCGCCGCCGUUGCGUCGCAAGGUACCUGAGCCCGAGCUCAAAAAGGGCACUGAUUCGAACAACGGAGGUGACAAGCCGAAAUGA